Molecule: messenger RNA, 1494 nt
Organism: Fusarium vanettenii 77-13-4
Lineage: Eukaryota; Fungi; Ascomycota; Sordariomycetes; Hypocreales; Nectriaceae
Exons: 5
Coding region: 1-1494 (497 amino acids)
Biological process (GO): protein import into peroxisome membrane
Cellular component (GO): peroxisomal membrane; peroxisome
Source: RefSeq, a predicted model, not a curated record
AUGGACGCAACCAAAGACACAGAAACUGCCAAGCAGGAGGAGGUCAAGCAAGAGCUCACGGAGGCUGUCAAGGAGGAAGUGAGGGAUGAGGUGAAAGCGGAGGAGAAGGCCGAUGUCAAGGCCGAGACUGUCGCUCCCGCAGUCGCUGCCUCUUCAUCUGAUACACCAGUGCCCGACGCUCCGGUUGCCGAUCCUCCAGUUCCUACUCCCUCAAGCAUCACUCCUGUGCCAGCGGCAGAGCCAUCCACAGCUCCUCCUCCAGAGACAAAGCCCUCAGAGGCCGCCGUUGCUGUCACUGCCGCCGCGGCGGUGACGGCUGCGGUUGUGACAGAGGCCGUUGUAGAGAAGGCUUCCGCUGAGAAGACUACUACUGAAGAGACCACCGCUCCUCUAGAGCCACCAGUUGAAACAGAAAAAGUCCCUGUUGAACAGGCUGCCGAUAAACCUAUUGAGCAGGCCGCUGAGAAGCCUACUGAGAAGCCUGUUGAGAAGCCUGUUGAGAAGGUUGUCGAGCAGCCCGUUGAGAAACCUAUCGAGGUACCUGCUGAGAAAGUCGCUGCUCCUCCUGCACCGUCGGCUGUCGAGGAAUUUGAAGAUGUCCCAGACCCCGAUGAGGACGAUCUGGAUGACCUAGAUGACAUGCUGGAUGACUUCUCCGCUGUCCAGAUAGAGUCAAAAAAGCCCGCCGCACCUACUGGUCCCAGUUCAACCCAGGCUGCCAAGGAGCCCGCUUCUUCCAGCAAGCAGCCAGAAGCUGAUGAUGCCUUCUCAGAAGAGGAGUUUGCCAAGCAGCUUCAAGCUGGGAUGGCAGACUUGCUAGGCGAGCUCGAAAAAUCUCCGGAUAUGCAGGCACAGUUUGAGGACAUCUUCAAGCACAUCGCGGCCGCAGAAGGGGCUGGUGACGCUCCUCCUCCUCCUCCCGCGGCGGCGGCGGCCUCGGCUGGCCCUGCGCCUAGUGCACCGGCAGAGGAUGCUUCCUUUCAGGAGACGAUCCGACGAACUAUGGAGCGUAUGCAGGCAUCGGGUGACCAGGCCACGGCCGCUGCCGCCGAGGGCCCUGCGGAUGAUUUCAUGUCUGAGAUGCUGAAGCAAUUGUCAUCGGGCGACCUCGGCGGCCUCGGCGGUGAUGGCAGUGAGGAAGAGUUCUCCAAGAUGCUCAUGGGCAUGAUGGAACAACUCACCAACAAGGAGAUUCUGUACGAGCCCAUGAAGGAGCUUGACGACAAGUUCCCCGAGUGGCUCGCCAAGAACCGCAACUCGACACCAAAGGAGGACCUGAAGCGUUAUGAGGAGCAGCAGUCCGUCGUGCGCGAGAUUGUGGCCAAGUUUGAGGAGAAGACGUACUCGGACUCGAACGCCGCGGAUCGCGAGUUUAUUGUGGACAAGAUGCAAAAGAUGCAAGCAGCGGGAUCGCCUCCCUCUGACCUGGUUGGAGACAUGGCAUCCGCGCAGGAAGCUCUCAACCCCUCGGAUGAAGCAUGUAAUCCCCAGUAG